Molecule: messenger RNA, 600 nt
Organism: Brenthis ino (lesser marbled fritillary)
Lineage: Eukaryota; Metazoa; Arthropoda; Insecta; Lepidoptera; Nymphalidae
Source: the annotation of a GenBank genome assembly
AUGAAUGUUAUAUGGAGGCGAAAUAAUAUUGCUCAGUGUUUAUUACGUAGCUUUUCAAAUAAACUGAGAAUUCAAUCACUACCGGCGUGUUGUUAUCACAUCCAAAAUGUUAACAAAAGUUAUUCAAUCACAAAUUUAACUCCACUUAAUUUAUCUUAUAAUGCAAUUCGUCACAAGUCUAAGCAAGCUGAUGCAGAUUCUGAUGAUGAAAAUGAAAUUUUUGAUGAUGAUACUUCCCUAUCAAGAGAUUCGAAAGUUAUAAAAUUUAAUACUACCUCAUUGAGAACUGAUGCCAUAUUAAAAUCUGCUUUAGGAGUAGCGAGAAACAAAAUAGAAAAACUAUUCUAUGAAAGCAAGAUCAGAGUUAAUGGCAAGAAAAUUUUGAAAAAGAGUUCACCAGUAAGAAUAGACUAUGAAAUAGACAUAGUAAAAAGUGUAAGUCCCAAAAACCCAGAUCAUUUAUAUGUAUCAAGGGUUGAAAUAUUAAAUAUAGCAGCAAAAGAGGAGAGUAUUUAUAUAACUGCGAGAAGAUUUAAGACAUUACUGAUUGAAAAUUAUGAAGAAGAUCCAUACAAACCAUCUACUUCAAGCGAAGAUCAA